Salvelinus sp. IW2-2015 is the source of this 2104-nucleotide messenger RNA. Its product is annotated as centriole, cilia and spindle-associated protein. Gene Ontology annotation, cellular component: cytoskeleton; ciliary transition zone; ciliary basal body. Gene Ontology annotation, biological process: regulation of mitotic spindle assembly. The record is from RefSeq and is a predicted model, not a curated record. Lineage: Eukaryota; Metazoa; Chordata; Actinopteri; Salmoniformes; Salmonidae. Gene Ontology annotation, molecular function: microtubule binding.
CGCCAGUACCAUGCUGUCUGGGCAUGCGCAUUGCACAGGCUAUAGCUUUUAAUGGAGAAACAUCUUUAAUUCCAGGGUUGAGAGGGUUAUAUUCUGACGACGAUUCAAUGCCGAAAUAUGCGCGACAACAGGCAAUUAUAAUGGAGGAAUACUUGAAGUGAAAAUGAUGAUGUUCUGUAAUUCUCCAUAAUGAAGUCCGGGUGAGGGUUUGCGAGCUAAUCAAAAUUGGACCUAAGCAAUAACAGGAAUCAUGGUGACUAAGAAAAUCCGUACGGAGUACAUGAAGAAAUUCAAAGAGCCGAAAUGGGAGACGUUUUCCAAGUGCUACGAGGACUCGGUGAAGUACAGGUUGACCAGGCGGGUAAUGGAGCACGCUCACAAACCUCUGUGGUUCUGGGAGGGGUGGGAUACCUCGACCGGGUCAGACUCCAGCGCCAGUGGGCGGUCCACCCCCAAGGUGAGGAAUAAAGUCGCGCCUUUAGACAUCAAACUUCAGACAGCACCAGUGAAGUCAGAAUCAAGGGAGAGCCCGGAACCGAAGCCUCCUUCUGUGAAUGGGGAACCAGAAUUGGAGGCCAAGGAGUUUACACUCUCGGAUGCACUACCACCCACAGAGUCUGUAAUAGAGAACGGGGGCCUAAACGAUCCAGAUGAGGGGACAGUUAACGGGUCAGUAGUACAAAAUGGUCCAGUGGCUGAAACGCCAACAGAUGAGGGACCAGCAGACAAGGUGUCAUCAGACGAGGAACCGGUGAAGACUGAGCCUAAGCGUCGCCACCGCCAUCGUGUCCCUCGCUCAGAACUAUGUCAAAGGGACUAUUCCUGUGACGACAUCAAGCCUGUGCCCGUCAGGAAGCCCUCCAGAGCAAAGAGCCAGCCCCCAGCCAUCACCACAGAGAAGGAGAACAGACAACCUUCGUCCCGGCUCGACUGGGCAGAGAGACACGCGUCAUCUGCUAGGAGGUCUACAAAUCAGAGUCGCACAUCUGACGCAUCCGUCCAGACCAGACGGGAGUCGGAUAAACGCUGUUGGGACGUGGACCGCAGGAGGGCACGGUCCGCCGACCUGGAGAAGAUACGGCGGUCAGAGUUGGCCGUGGUGGAUGACCGUUGGAUGACCGAGUACAUGCGCUGCUUCUCUGCCCGGUUGAGGUAGAGCACAAGGAUCAUGGGUAUUCCUCCGCCACCGUCGACCAUUCUAUUUUUAACACCAUGUUUCUUUAUUGAGGAUUGGUUAACAGAACCAAAUAAUUGGAUUGGUUUAGACACCAAUUAGGGCCCUGAGGUUUUCCUGGCCACGUAACCUGACAAGGAAGAACUCAGGGCCCUAAUCAUAAGGUAUGGUUGAUUUGUUAAGUUGAUCGCUGAGUUGGCGAUAUGCCACUUUUCUUCCACAAGGGAUGACACAAUCACAGUAGAAUAUUGCAAGAUAUGUAGUUAUGCUUCUAGAAAUUGGACUGGUUUGUUAUGCUGCUGACUACAGAGUAUGAUUUGUACUGUAUUAUUAGACAUUCCAAGCAUGAUGAUGGUCUUUACACUUCGCUUUAGUUUGGUGGCAUUUUUGACAUUCUGUGUUGCUUAUGUCAUUUCAGGCUAUAUCACAAAGGCAGCUGCAUAAAAUCCAGAAGUUAGAUCAGGGGUAUUCAACCGGGAGUACUUCAGGGGGUCCGCAAUAAUAUAUAUACAAAAGGUUACAGUAGAAAAGAGGAGAAUAUUUUUCUUUUUAACUUUAUUUCUCUAUUCCUAAUAUUGAACUAGUUACACUCAUUAGAGCUAAUUACACUCAUUGGAGCUAAUUACACUCAUUGGAGCUAAUUACAGUCACUGGAGUAUCUGACAUACUGUAGGCUUUGAAAAAGCACCCGCUGGUAAGCUUUCUUGUCUUGGACACUCGUUUUUGUGAACACAUGGCCCCAAAACAAGUUAAGAAGUUAAGAAGAAGUUACCUUUCUAGCUAAUAGGCUAUGUUAGAGUUUACACUUCCUCUUCCAAUUAUAAUGGGGGAGGUCAAAAAAUGAAAAACUAUCUACCAAAUCUAUUCAUUUAAAAAUGUUGAUUAAUUCUCCUUGCCAUUCGCCUGAUGAUAAGACAAGACAUGCGGGGG